GUUCCGUUUUAGUGGUUUUGAGUAGCGGUUUAUUGAAACACACCAGAACAUGGACUAUUACAAGUGUGACUACAAAUCCCAGAAGGCCAAGGGGGUCUGGUGGUAUCCAGGAAGUGGGCAACCGUCGUCAACCAAACUUUCACCUCUGGAAAGUGCUUUUUCUGCAAGCUUUGGGAUGUUUUGGCGGUCGCUGUUGGUUGGUGUUUUAACUCUGUACAUUAAAGGCAGAUUUGAGACAUGAACAUCCCCCACAGCUCUGUGCCUCAGGGGGCCCGCCCUGGUUCAGCCAGGGUCUUGGUAACUGAGCUGAGUGGAUCAGAACAUAUCAACCCAACCCCUCGACCCUGUGAAGACCUGGAUCUCUCUGAGUCAUGCCUUACCCUAGACACACUGGAAUUAUUGUGUGGAACACAGGAACUUUCAGAGGUGACAUCACUAGAAAUGUGUUUAAACACACAAGACAACACAGUGGGCAACUUUGGGGCAUAUCUUCCUAAGCUGGAACAACUUAAAAUGAGCAAUAGUGUAAUAAAGUCAAUCAGAGAUAUAGGAAGUUCCCUCUCUCAGCUGCAGGUUUUGUGGAUGCCAUGCUGCUGUCUGGAAGACUUGGAUGGUAUUUCAUCACUAUCCACUCUCAGGGAGCUGUACCUGGCUUACAACAAAGUGUCAGACCUGAGUCAGGUGGGCAUGCUGGAGAACCUGCACAUCCUGGACCUCGAGGGGAACGACGUGGAUGACCUGGUUCAAAUUCAGUUCCUGGGACUGUGCACCAAGCUCCAGAAUCUCACUCUAGAUGGAAACCCCAUAUGCAAGAGCCCAAAUCCAACUGUACUCCAGACAGCCGACUACAGUUAUCCAGCAGCCGUGCGGGAGUUGAUCCCUCAGUUGCGUUACCUUGACAACGUGAAGGUGGAGGAGGAGGGCCUUAGCUGCAGUCGCACCAUGGGAGAGGACUGGGAAAUUCUUCAAAACUCCAUCAAAGACUUGACUCACCUAGAUACAAACUAUGACGCAUCAGCUGGCAGGACGCCUCCUCUGAGUCGGCCCCCGUCAGCCCGGCGCCCCUACACCAGUCUCUCCCGUGUCCGGCCACGCUCAUCUCAAAGCCCAAGACCCUUCACUGCCUCGAGGCCGACCACAGCACUCGGCCUCUCCUCUCCUUCUGGGUCCAGACCAGGAUCUUCAGACUCAGGAUUAUCAGCCGAAGAUGUAGAGAGCAGCUCCCUCACACAUGGGUCUACCAAAAUCCUGUUCUGUGGAAAUCCUGUCCAGGCUAUUCGAGCGAGGCGAGAAAAACUGCGGACGGCACCCACGACUUCGGCCUUAACACCGCGGGAGCUGCCCCUUCACAUCCCCGAGCACACGUAUGAUGUGGAAGAGCCUGAUGACAAAGGUCGCUGUGAUGUGUUUGCUGAACUCCGAGUGUGGAGAAAAGAACACAGCAGGCGUCUUGAGGCAAUAAAAACAGAAAAGCUUCCACAGAUUUUAACAAUUCGACACAGUGAUGAUGAGGACAACGAAGAUGAAGAUUGUUUUGAUAGUCUCAGAAAUUCUAGUUCUGAUGAAGAGGAUGAGGAGAAACGGCAUUCACCAGAAACUUUGCUCCAGUCUCCUUCACCAGACAUCGACAGUUUCUCGGGUGCAGCUCAAAUCUCAUCCCCAGACUCCAUGCUGUUACCAUCUCCCCCGGGCAGCGCUGCGUCCCAAACUGUCCGCAAAGCACCAGGGAUUCGAACACGUAGACUCAUACAGGUCAAUACAGAACUCUUGCCUGAUUUCAAGAGUAUAAAGCGCCACCUAGCUGCAGCUUCUGUAAGUGACAUGAAACCACAGGAUAGCAGGCGACUCACAGGCUCAGAUGUAAAGGUUUCUUCACACCCUCCUCGAAUACCUCGCCCUCCUCCAUUGAAAGGAAUCGCCCAUGGACUGAGGCCUUCAUGUGCCGGUGCAACGUCUGGGAACAAUUCAUCUGAAAAUAUGGAAAGAUCAUCGUUUACUCGCCCCCACACAGCCAGUGCAGCUCUACAGAAACAUUACCAGCACCAUCUGUCUGCGACCAGCAGGGGGAGCUCUCAGCCUAAAUAACCACAACACCAGUUUCAUUUUCAAGACUAUUAGCUCCCCAGUGCCUUGGAAUUAUGUAAC
Messenger RNA from Periophthalmus magnuspinnatus, 2145 nucleotides. It is a transcript of the gene lrrc56, whose product is annotated as leucine rich repeat containing 56. Gene Ontology annotation, molecular function: protein binding. Bases 238 to 2085 code for a protein of 615 amino acids. Lineage: Eukaryota; Metazoa; Chordata; Actinopteri; Gobiiformes; Gobiidae. The record is from RefSeq and is a predicted model, not a curated record. The transcript has 13 exons.